AUGAAGGUCAUCCAGGGGAGCCUCGAAGGGCUUCAGAACCUAUCCGUUUUUCAAGGAUUGAACCUUUGUCUGAAGACGUCGCCCUCGGCGGACCCACUCGGGCUGAAGCUUAUCUAUGAAUCUGAAAGACCAUAUGCGGACUUGAUCUUCGUCCAUGGGCUUGGUGGAUCUUCUCUAAAGACAUGGUCACACAAUCGAAACAUUGAAAAGUUUUGGCCCCCAUGGCUAGGUUCAGAGGUUGGAUUAUCCAAUACCAGAAUCUUCACGUUUGGAUACAACGCGUCCUUGACUCAAAAAUCACCUAUACUGAGCAUACUUGACUUCGCCAAGGACUUACUGUUCCAAAUAAAGAUGUAUCAUGAUCCUAGAAGCGAAGAUAACAAGUUGCUAGGUGAGAUCCAAAAAGAAGAAAGGAAGGAUCUUUGGCUCAGUGUUAAUUUCUCCCAGCGUCCGAUGAUAUUUGUGGUUCAUUCCUUAGGAGGGCUUGUCGUCAAAAAGGCAUAUAUCAUUGGAAAAACAGACGACCAGUAUUCCGAUAUGAUAUCCCAAACAUAUGGAAUUGUCUUCCUUGGAACGCCACAUCGAGGGUCUAAUUUGGCCCAUAUUCUCAACAACGUCCUUCGGACUAUACCGAUUACUUCAACCAAGAUAUAUGUGAGUGAGCUGGAAAGAGGAUCAACUUCAUUGGCAGACAUCAACGAGCAAUUCCGAAAUAUGUGCGGUGACUUGGAAUUGGUUUCUUUCCAUGAAACAUUAAAAACGACACUAGGUCCAGGAGUGAAGGCAAUGGUUGUUGAAAAGGAAUCUGCAGUUCUUGGAUAUCCUUCAGAGAUAUCAGCACCGUUGCUUGCGGACCAUCACGGGUUGGCGAAGUUCCCUAACCCUGAUGACCGAAACUAUGGUGAUGUCAGGAAUGUGCUUAGGAGGUGGGUACAUAACAUCAAGGAGCUACAAUUUUCUGGACGAGAAUCACCAAAGCCAACAAACACGCCACCUCUGGCCACUCUUGAACAUAUCACUGGUAUUAAAUACACUGGUAAUGAGCUUGAAAACUUCCGCGAACGAAUCUAUCCUGGAACAUGUCGCUGGAUACUCCAGAAGAAAGAAUUCCGGGACUGGCUUAGUGGAAGUGACAGCGGGUUGUCCAUUUUCUGGCUAACGGGCCUGCCGGCCACCGGGAAAACGAUUCUAUCCAGCUUUCUCAUUGACUAUCUUAGCCGGGAAGACGUGCCCGGAACAUGUCAUUACCACUUUUUUCAAGUGGACCAGCAUGAUACUCGCACCAUCGCAUUCUUCCUUCGUUCACUUGCAUUUCAGAUUGCCAGUAAAUCUCAGAUCUUCCACAGUAUGCUGAUAGAUCUACAUAAAAAGACUGGGAUCUGUUUUGCAUCGCAGAAAUACAACUUGAUCUGGAACAAGGUAUUUGAGGGGCUUUUGUUUAGAAUCAAGUUAGAAGAACCGCUCUUCUGGGUACUGGAUGGACUUGACGAAGCUGAAACCUCCCCAGCACUAAUAUCGCUAAUCACUAAAAUCGAUACGGUGACACCGAUUAAAGUUCUUCUUAUAAGCCGACUUACCAAAGACUUCUCGGCCGCUUUAAAUGUUAUAGACUGUCCAAUCUACCGCGAAGAGAUGCAACCGUCAGAUACAGCAGAUGAUAUCAAGCUAUUCGUGGAGACAACUGUCCGCCAGGCGUUGCCAGCCAAUCGAGAGCAAGAAACUGUCAUUAAAAACGUUCUAUCCAAGUCUUCUGGGAGCUUUCUCUGGGUAGAGCUUGUUCUGACUAGGCUUAAGGAUAAUUGGCACACCAAAGCCGACAUCGAGAACGCUCUGACAGGUAUACCAGAAGGCAUGGAGUUCAUGUAUGAAAAAAUGGCAGAUGUCAUCGCCGAACAACCCUCUCGGCUCAGAAGAAUGGCCACGGAGAUUCUGACAUGGGCCUCUUGCUCUUUCCGUCCUCUUGACAUCGAGGAGCUGUCGGUUGCGUUGAAUCCGGAAUUUGGUGCCUUCUUGGAUCUCAAGACUACCAUUAAUCAGAUCUGCGGGAACUUUGUCAUCAUUAAAAUAUCAAAAUUAAGCUUGAUCCAUCAAACAGCACGGGAAUUUCUUCUCGACAAGGACCGACAUGCUCCAGUCAAAAUCGACAGUCGGCUAGGACACAAACACAUCGCCAUCACCUGCAUGAACUUUAUGUCUGAUAACAAAUGGAGGGCCAAACUUGCUACCGCGUGCCAACCAAACCACUCAAACUCCAGAAGUCUGCAGCGGGAUGAAUUUUUUCGCAAGGAACCCUUCAUGCUGUAUGCGGUCUCCUACUGGGCUUACCAUGUCAGUUGUGCUCCAGUAGACUCGGACGACCUGCUAUCCAUUAUCUGCGAUUUCCUGGAACGAUUUUCGUUGAUCUGGAUCAAUGCCGCCGCUGUGGCCGGCAAGCUCCAGCUUAUAACGCAGUCCGCGCAGUAUCUCAAGGCCUAUGCGAAGAAGGUAGCACGUUACCGAAAUGAAUCAUCUCCAACAAGCUUCCACUUCAGAGCCUCGCGUGAUCUAGAUCUACACCAAUGGGCCAUAGAUUUCAUUCGUUUAGUGGGCAGAUUUGGGGCCUAUCUAGACGAAAGCCCGUCUUCAAUCUAUAAACAUGUCAUUCCUUUCUGUCCGACAAAGUCGAUCAUGAGCCAAACAUUCAAGCACACUACUGUGAGCACCAUUUCUAUUCUCGGGGUCUCAUUAGAGAACUGGAAUGACUGUCUUGCGCGACUUACUAUGGGUGGAGACGAAACUGCUUCCAAGAUCAUCUGUAAAGAUAAUUACUUCAUCACCUUGAUUGGCAGCAGCGGCACCCUCGUGGUCUGGGAUGCAGAGACCUGCGGAGAGGCUCGGCGCCUACAUCAUGGAGAGUGGGUGACUAGUAUCAAAGCCAGCAAGAUCAAAAGUCUCGUCGCAUCAGCAGGCAUUCGCACUAUCCGGGUUUGGGAUAUCACCACGGGACAAGAGGUUCAUCGCAUCGCCAAAUCCAGCCAAGGUCGGUUGAUGGCUUUCGAGUUCACAUCCAAUGACACAAAACUGCGAGUCGCCUAUGAUGAUUUUACAAUACGGUGCAUCGAGCUGCGAACAGAGAAAGAGGAGUGGUGCUUUUAUGCCCAUGAUGAUUCGUCCGAAGCGGAAUAUAGUUGUCCACGACUUAUGGUGUUCAGCCAAGAUGGCAGAAGAAUUGCUAUUGCUCAGAGCGGUCGGCCUGUGUUUGUAUGGAGGAUCAGUCGCUAUCGACAGCCCCCACAGCGCUGUAUCCGAAGCGAGGAUAUCUGGAAGAAGGACGAAGAUGCCUGGAUUUCACCUGAAGUGGUGCUUUGGCAGCCAGAGUCAUCAAAUGUCCUGAUCUUGUACCAUGAUGCAACGCUGGUUAACUGGAAUAUUGACGAUGAUACUCAGACACAGCAUUCACACAUUGCAGCUCGGGAGAUGGCGGUAAGCAAUGACGGUAAUCUUCUCUUGACUAGUGAUAAUAAUGGCACAUUGAGUGUCUGGUCGACUGGGCAGUUUCGCCUAAUCUAUCAAGUGAAGUAUGACGACUUCGUGAGGGACCUUGCCUGGGCUCCUGAUGCUCAGAGAUUCUACGACAUCCGGGGAACAUUGUGUAAUGUCUGGGAGCCUGAUGUACUGAUACGCUCUGAUGAUGCGAGUCGGGAAGAUCAGAGUACACACGAUACCUUGUAUUCCGACCCUGUUAUUUUACCCGACAACAACACCCGAGUCCAGGUCACAGCUCUGGGGUGUGGGGAGCGUGCUAAAUACUACUGCACAGGAAAGGAAGAUGGAAGCGUGGUUAUUUUCGAGCUCGAAACAGCGCAGAGGCUUCGAAAACUAUAUGGGCACUCUACCAGUGUUUCCGUUAUCGAAAUUGCCUGGUCUUCGUCAUUAAAGUACAUUGCUUCUGUCGAUGAUUGUGGUCGGGUCAUAGCCAAAAGGCUCGAAAAACCAACACCGCGAGCACCGAAGAAAUGGGCUGUGUAUCCAUUGUUCGAUCAAAGAUUCGGAUCCACGGUGACACAGUUACUGUUCAGUCACUCGGAAGAAUACCUCCUUAUAUCCAGCGGAAACAUAUUCCGGGUCUGGAGUACCAAAACAAAGCAAAAGCUCUUCCAGGUGGAGCACCGUGAUGCAGACUACACGAGAUGGAUGCAACACCCACAAAAUCCGGCUCUGCUGAUCUGCAUCCAGGGUACGAGGCAAUCCAUAUGCAGCUGGAGCACCCUUGACGUUAUCAAACAGCCACUUGACAAGUCAGACCUUGCAAUACAUCUUGAGCCAGCAGAGACUACUGCAGACACAGAUUCAGUUGGUGAUGACUCAUUUAUAGAUCAGCAGGAUGAUCUGGAUCUGAAUGAUUUGAAGGUAUCUCGAUCAUUUUCUUCAGAGACACUUGGGCGGGUCUUUCAAAGUAAAGACCGCUACAUCAUUCUGGAGUACAUCCCUAGUCGUGGUUUCGUCAGCGAGGGAAGCUCUCAGACAGCGUCUCGCAGAUUAGAAAUGGUUGAUCUCCGCGAAGGAUCUACUUCACUCGGACUACGAAGGAGAAUCUUGUUCGAAUUGUCUGAAACUGUGAAUCGACUGGUCGGGAUCUUCCAAGGGCGCCUGGUCUUUCUCGAUCAUCAGUACUGGUUAUGUACAUGGGAUAUAGAGGGAGAUGAAAGAGCUUGUCGAAGACAUUUCUUCUUGCCAAAGGACUGGUUAUCUCCAGAUGCCUUGAGUCUCGUCAUGCUGGAUCAAUUUGGGACACUUCUAUGUCCUAGGAACGGGGACGUCGUGAUUGUUCGAUCAGGGUUCAAGUUGUGA
Molecule: messenger RNA, 4830 nt
Organism: Penicillium vulpinum
Lineage: Eukaryota; Fungi; Ascomycota; Eurotiomycetes; Eurotiales; Aspergillaceae
Product: NACHT and WD domain protein
Exons: 6
Coding region: 1-4830 (1609 amino acids)
Molecular function (GO): protein binding
Source: RefSeq, a predicted model, not a curated record